UGGGAUCGGGAUUGAGAUCAGGUGGGCUGGGGCGCGGGGACGGCCUCUUUCCUUGCCGAGGCCGGUCCCCGGCAGUGCUGUCGCUCCCGCCGCCCCUCCGGGCCUGCUGUGCUGUGAGGGGCGCGGGGCAGGCCGGGAAGGGCGCGGGGCAGGCCGGGAGUGCCCCGGGAGCGGCGCACGGGAGCGGCACCGGGAGCGGCACCGGCACCGGCGGGAUGUGGUACGAGAUCCUGCCCGGUAUGGCCAUCAUGGGCGUCUGCCUCAGCAUCCCCGGCCUCUCCACCAUCUUCAUGCACCGCCUGUGCAACGGCGGCAAGGAGAAGAGGAUCGCCCGCUACCCCUUCCAGUGGACGCUGAUGGAGAGGGACCGGCGGAUCUCGGGUGUCAACAAGUACUACGUGUCCAAGGGUCUGGAGAACAUAGACCAAGGUGGCAGCACUUUGAAGAAUCCACGUGUCUACAGAGAAUGAUUUAACUCUUAAAUAAAGAUAUAUGUCUGUUCA
This is a messenger RNA of Myiozetetes cayanensis, 503 nucleotides long. RefSeq names its product NADH:ubiquinone oxidoreductase subunit A1 (gene NDUFA1). The transcript has 3 exons. The coding region runs from base 216 to 470 and encodes 84 amino acids. NCBI's taxonomy places the organism in Eukaryota, Metazoa, Chordata, Aves, Passeriformes, Tyrannidae. The record is from RefSeq and is a predicted model, not a curated record.